CGGCCGCUCGCUAGGGAUCGAGGAAGCGGUGGCGCGCCAGCGGCGUUCCGCGGCGAUGCUGCGCUCGGCGCACGCCGCAGCUUCUUGCACGGAAGAGGAGCCCGCAGUGCCACGCCGUUCGACCGCCAGUUUCGACGCUGUUUCGAGUUGUUUUUUCGGCUGAGUGCUCACGCCGAUGAACGGCGGAGGCAGGAUUCUUGUGGCUCCGCGAUCGCCAGGACGUGGAAGAGGAACACCUCGGAGGACGGCGCGCUUGUCGACAGCCGUGCAACUCCCGGGAGUAGCAGCGACAUCGGGUUUCUACCAGACUCUUGUGCUCUGAAGGCAGGCGGACGUGUAUGCUGGGGAUGCCGUUUGCCGACUGACUGCGGGUUGGUUGGAAUUUUGCUAGGAGCCUUCCGGCAAGGGAGCACGUACGCACCGUCAUUUCAUCUUGAAGUACGAUUACGUGGCAUCUUUAUUCAAGCUUUGUCGCCUAAGUAUCAGGAAGAUAGGUUCCCCCGAAUGCUUACACUUUUACAAGCCAGAAGUACAAAUGAACCAAGCCUGAUUCCGUGUUCUGUGUGGCUGCUAGUUGCAAGGGGAAAGCUACUGGUGUUAAGCAAGUACCAGAAAGGAGAGCAGCGUGAGCUCUAUAACAAUUGCUAAGUGCUCGGUCGUCAGCCUUCUGGAGUAUCUCUGUACAGCCGUCUGGAGUAUCUCUGUAUUAUGUUGGAGUACUGAUUUGAGCAGCACGUAGACUCCGCUGUGUACAAUAUAUUUACUAAUGCAAGCAACCUUGCUUCUUUGCGACAAAAUGAAGAUAGGGACGCUCAUAUAAACAAAGUGAGCAAAUAUAAUGAGAGCCGUUGUGAAUCCAAGAAGGAAACGGCGUAUUCCUCACGAACUUCAGCGAGUGCAUGGCGAGAUCAAAUUUUGACAUGAUUGAAGAUAUGUACUGAUGAGAAGCUUGAUUCACUUCUAGUGAAACGACUGUGCCAAGCACACGAGAACAGUGAAAUCCGUCCGGCAGCAUUUGGCGACGUGAAUCAAGUGAACUGGUAUCAAUGAUCAUCCGCAAGGGAAAUAAAUCUCGCGCACCUGAAGGCAUCGGGCCGAUGGUAGCCCAAAUUUCACCCGGAUUUUGUUCCGUGCACCCACUUUUCUGCCCCCCAGACGUCACGACGGCGGCGCUGUUCCUUCCACCGCGGCACGCACACGUGUUGCACCACAAGACGUCGUGGCCAGUGUCCGUGGCGUGGGCGCUACUCUCCACACUGGUGGCUCUCAUGAGUCUCGUGAGCCUCGUUCAACCCGAGUGGCUGGUGCGCGAGCGGACGGACGUGUACAGGCCUCCUUUGACCUAUGACCCCGAUGACCUCGCGUACAUGCUGGGUCUCUACGGGGCCUGCUACCGAGACUCUGACGAUGCCAUCAGCGUGGCAGCGGUGAGGGGGGACGCGCUGUGCUUCAGGUUCGAUGACACACCUCCUGGUCACGAGGAACCACACGGAGGUGCCAGAUUCCCUUCCGUCACGUGGCGUGCCGGAUUCCUGCUGUUCAGCUCUGGGUCAGCCGUGCUCUGCAUCGGCGCCGUGCUUGCCAUCCUGUCGUUAGCGAUGCAGGGAACGACCAACAGAGUGGCUGCCGCCGCUGUCAUAGGACAUGCCCAAGCAGCUGGCGUGGUUCUGCAGGCGACGGCUCUUCUACUGUUCCCCUGGUUCCUGGCCACGCCCUUCGCACAGGCCCACUGCGGUGACGGCUCCGGAGCCUUUUCUCUCGGUCACUGCCGCCUUGGAUGGGCUUCGGUUCUCGCUGGUGUCAGCACACUGCUGGGACUCUACUGUCCGGUGUUGGUGCGCUUCGUUUCCUACCCAGUCUACGCACCGUGCUCUUGGAACGUGCUAUAGCUUCUGAAAAGCUCCAGUGGUGGCAUGUUGGAUCUCAGUGACUGAACGUCCCUCUUUGCUGAGCGAAAGGAGCAAACAUCCACUACGCAAGUGAUGCGCAGACAUUGGCGAGGCCACAAACGAGCUAAUAGCCAUCCACGAGUGCUAAUCGUAAACACGGAUUGUUUUCGAACACAAGCAUGCUUGCCGUGAGUACGUGUGACAAGGUUUCUUCAUUGAUCGGUUUCAACAAAGUCUAAAACCUGCAGUGGGGAGAUUUUGUAGCUCUUGCUGAUCGGAAGGUCUAGGUGCAGUGUCGUGUUUCUGCUUACCUUUGUAAAUUUUCUGUAGCAGCGAUGUCGAAGGACUGCUAUCACCGAUAUCAACUUCCGCAAAGGUGGAAACUUCCUGCACACAUUCGACCAAAUAUGUGCAUGAUAGUGCGAGUAGCACGUGAUAUCUUCUUCCCGGUCAUCGUGCAAGAGUGGAAAAGGCGGUUAUGUCGACCUUCGUGUGGGGAGAUCCCUCGCAGACUGGCACCGCUUGUUCUUGACAAUAAAGCUCUCAGUUAGGGAAAUUUAGGCACGUUAGACGCUUUUGAUAACUAAUCUCUCUUGGUAUGGAAAUUGUACUGAAAGCUACCUAGCUCAAAGUGAGCGGGGUGUCCAAGAUUCGUUGUGCAAAGCAUAAUGCUUGUUGGAUAAACCAGACCGACAAUUCGGCGUGCGCAUUGUAACAACAGAGGCGUCAGCGGGUAUUGUUCCCGAAGCUGCGUACGACAUGAAUCGUUGGUCAUCUAUGUAGUAAUAAUUAUUGUUUCUAUACUGAACAUAACAAAACGGCUUUGUGUGAGGCUUUUCAAGCGUAUACUAUAUGUUUUCAGAGACACAGCGCUCAGUAGCGUGCAAUAAGUUUCACGUAAACGAAAAAAACAUAUUUUUCGUGAAUAUGUCUGAAUUGCAAUAUUUUUGGCCGGAACCGUGCAGUAUCUGUGCUGAGUGGUGUGCGACAUGCUAGAAAUUAACCUCAAGCUGACGCUACGGCAUCCUUCGUAAGUUCUGCUUCGUACGAAGAGUGUGAAGGCGUAUCGGUGCUCAUUAAUAUGUUUCAAUAACGAGUGCACAUAGCAGUUCUAACAUAAAGAUUGCUAUAUGGAGCGUGAGAAAGGUGCUGUGACGUAUUUUACAUAUAUGUCAACCCUUUGGUACAAAACAGUGUGGCAGAGGCCGGAUACAUCGAAUAAAGAAUG
Dermacentor silvarum is the source of this 3117-nucleotide messenger RNA. RefSeq names its product LHFPL tetraspan subfamily member 6 protein. The transcript is spliced from 2 exons. Bases 1047 to 1889 code for a protein of 280 amino acids. Lineage: Eukaryota; Metazoa; Arthropoda; Arachnida; Ixodida; Ixodidae. The record is from RefSeq and is a predicted model, not a curated record. Gene Ontology annotation, cellular component: membrane.